ACAACCUCCCAGCACGGCAAUGGCUGAGCAUGGCGCGGCAGCGGCACAGCCGCCGCAAAGUGGCAAGAACAGUAGCGAGCCGGCGGAGUGCCUGCUGAAGGAGUACCUGCUGCUUCUUGCCACCCUGGUGGCGACGGUGACCUACGCAGCGGGGCUCAACCUGCCGGGGGGCUCCUGGCUGGAGGACGCGCCGGCGGAGGGGCAGCUCGCCGGCGACUCCAUCCUCCGGCAGACAAACUACACGCGCUAUAUCGUCUUCUACUACUUCAACGCCAUCUCCUUCGCGGCGUCGCUCCUGGUCGGCCUCCUCCUCCUCCUCCUCCACCGGCACGGCCAGAACUGGGACGGCUAUCUGCUCCCCCUCGUCAGGACGGUGAUGGUCGUCGACCUGCUCGGCCUCACGGGGGCCUACGCCGUCGGCGGCAGCCACGACGGGUUCACCACCGCCUCCGCCUCCGUCCUCGUCUCCGCUGUCUUCGCCUACGUCGCCGUCGCCUUCCUCUUUUUCGCUGUGCGCCGCGUGCGGCUUCGCGGUACUCCGCUGCCCGCGCCGCCGUCAACGAAGAAGGACGAGCUCGACCGGCACAAGAUCCUGAUGGUGCUCGCCGUCUUCGCGGCGACGAUCGCGUACGUUGCCGGGCUGAACCCGCCGGGAGGCUUCUGGCGGAGCGCGGAGGAAGGGCACCACGCCGCCGGCGAACCGGUGCUGCAGCGCCUCCACCACAACCGCUACAAGGCCUUCUUCUUCUGCAACACCGCCGCCUUCGCCGCAUCCCUGACCGCCAUCAUGAUCAUCGUGGAUUACGCCAAGCUCGACGGCCUCAAGGGGAUGACGAGAUUCGAAGCGAGGGAUUCCGCGCUGUAUGGGCUCAUCGUCACAGCGCUCUUGGGCCUCGGCGGCGCCUACGCCGCCGGGAGCUGCAGGGACGGCAAGCACACCGGAUAUGUUGUCGGCCUGAUUCUCCCCGUCGCUGCCUGCAUUUUUCUCCAGUAUGUUGCUGCGAAUAGCUCUUGCAUUAAGAACUUCAAGCAUUGGUACGAAACACGGCUUGAAGUUGAAGCAAACAAAAGAUCGCCCAACAAAUACAUCAGUGCUAUUCGUGCAAUCGUUACGGAGCCCAGCACACGUGACGACCUGAACAAAGCUCGUGAAAACAUCCAGUUGCUCGGCAUCCUUGCGGCGACCAUCGCUUACCAGGCAGGAUUAGAUCCUCCUGGUGGCGUAUGGGCUGCCAAAGGGAAGGGUUACAAUGUAGGAGACCCAAUACUCCUCACAACUCAUCCCGGGCGUUACAAGGCCUUCUUCUACUUCAACUCGGCGGCUUUCGUGGCGUCGCUGGUCAUCAUGGUGAUGCUGCAGAUCAAACAUCUAGCCGGAAGCCACGCGCUGAAGGCGGCCAUGAUCCUGGACCUGUUCGGUCUCAUAGGCGCGUACGCUGCGGGGAGUUGCAGGGACACGGACACCUCCAUCUACACGGUCGCCUUGGCCGGUGGCGUCCUCAUCUACGUGGUCAUUCACAUCGUGUUCUUCACACCAGAGAGGAAACUAGGCGAGGACGAAGAGCAGCUGGAGGACAAGCGUAAGGUGCUGCUCCUUCUUGCAAUCUUGGCUGCCACACUGACCUACCAAGCUGGCUUGACACCGCCGGGGGGAUUCUGGGAGGAUGGGCACCGCGCCGGCUUCCCGGUCCUCCAAGACAAGUACCCUCUCCGUUACAAGGCAUUCUUCUACUGCAAUGCAGCAAGCUUCAUGGCGUCCGUGGCUCUCAUCAUCCUCCUGCUCAACGAAAACAUGUACAAGCCGGGCAUACGGUGCUAUGCUCUCGUUGUUUGCAUGGUGGCCGGCAUGUUCGGCCUCAUGUGCGCCUACGCUGCUGGGAGCUCGAUGCAUCUACGAACCUCCAUCAUCGUGCUGGUAUUGCUUGCUGCAGUCUCCGCAAUCCUGGUGAUUCUAGCUAUCAAACUCUUUGUGGAGAAGCUAAGAUCUGCCGCCGCCGACGCUCGAAAAGCCAAGCAGAAUAAUCCAAAUGAUCCAGAACAACUCAAUAAUCCCAAUGGCCUCAUCAACAAACCCAACAAUGAUCCCAAACCCAAUGCUGCCAGUUAUCCAAAACGCAGUCUCCCUGAUCAGGAAACCGCCAUGUACCUGAUGCUGGUAGGAAUACUGGCUGCGAGUGUGACCUACCUGACGGGCCUGAAACCACCCGGUGGCAUGUGGAGGGACGACGGCAAUGGACACUCCGCAGGCAACCCGGUCCUCUACGACAUCAACAAGCAACGGUACAAUGCUUUCUUCUACUGCAACUCCACCUCCUUCGUGGCUUCCAUCACCAUCAUCGCCUUGCUGCUGCUCUCAUGGAUGACGGCAUUUAUUGGAAAAGCAGUACUGCCUCUUGGGCCGAUGCACACAGCCAUGGUACUUGACAUGCUCGCCCUCCUGGGUGCCUACGCGGCAGGAAGUGAUCGGGAGUCGAGCAGAUCCUGGAAGGUCAUCCUGCUCGUCCCCUUAGUGGUCUUGGUCAUCUUUCUCUUUUGGUUCAUCUGUGGGAAAACAGGAGAAAAUGGAGGCACAAACAUGGAUCACGGUGGACGAGCCGGAGCCGGAACCGGAUCGGAGGAGCCGGCCGGAGCCUCGGUUAGUUUGACCACUCGCGCGGACCAAAAUACUUGACUUGCUUGAGAGGGUCCGUUGUUGGAUGCCAUCGAUCACAUAUAUGGCCUAGCUACUUACAAGUUGAGUUUCAAUUAAAGAAUAGCCACCACUCUACUACACAAAUACCAGUUGUUGACACAAAUACAAAUAGUAUUUUUCUGAAGCAGGAGUCCAAAGUGUGUGUAAUCUUUAUUUCCCCAAUGUCGUUUUGGAACCAAGCCACAUGUAUACAUCGAGUUGUCAGUCCCCAUAUGUGUUCUCGAUCUA
Molecule: messenger RNA, 2920 nt
Organism: Setaria italica (foxtail millet)
Lineage: Eukaryota; Viridiplantae; Streptophyta; Magnoliopsida; Poales; Poaceae
Exons: 2
Coding region: 20-2671 (883 amino acids)
Source: RefSeq, a predicted model, not a curated record